Vigna umbellata (rice bean) is the source of this 756-nucleotide messenger RNA. NCBI's taxonomy places the organism in Eukaryota, Viridiplantae, Streptophyta, Magnoliopsida, Fabales, Fabaceae. The record is from RefSeq and is a predicted model, not a curated record.
AGAGAAGUUGUAUAUAACAGUAAUGGAGAAGAAAAGCAUGGCGACUAUGGUGCACUGUUUGGUCUUAGCAUAUCCAGCUCAAGGGCACGUUAACCCCAUGCAUGACUUCUCCAAGCUCUUGCAGCAACAAGGUGUGAAAGUGACCUUAGUCACCGCCUUUUCCUUCUUCAAAAAGUUGCAGAACGUAGCCACUUGUAUUUCACUUGAAACCAUUUCUGAUGGGUUUGACAAUGGAGGGUUGGAUGAAGCAGGUGGCUUCAAAGCCUAUUUUGAACGUUUCUGGCAAGUGGGGCCAAAGAGUCUGGCCGAGCUUCUUGAGAAACUUCACAGAUCAGGUGACCCUGUUCACUGUGUUAUUUAUGAUUCACUCUUCCCUUGGUCUCUGGAGGUUGCAAAGAGAUUUCAGAUUGCAGGGGCUUCUUUUCUCACUCAAAACAUGUUUGUUAACAGUAUAUACGCCCAUGUCCAGCAUGGGAAGCUGCAACUUCCCAUCACACACGAUCAGAUUUCUCUUCCUUUCUUGCCCAAACUUCAACAUCACGACAUGCCCUCCUUCUUCUUCCCUACAGAUGACACUUAUCCAACUUUGCUUAAUGUCUUAGUUGCUCAGUUUUCCAACAUCCACCAAGCUGAUUGGAUUCUCUGCAAUUCAUUCUACCACAUGGAAAAACAGGUAACUGUCCUCUGUCUCUGCCAUCAUGCAUCUCUCCUCUCUAUAUUCUUACGUGUAAACUCUUUUUAAUAAAUACUACGAUA